This is a messenger RNA of Toxoplasma gondii ME49, 1430 nucleotides long. It is a transcript of the gene RPS9, whose product is annotated as ribosomal protein RPS9. The record is from RefSeq and is a predicted model, not a curated record. Gene Ontology annotation, biological process: translation. NCBI's taxonomy places the organism in Eukaryota, Apicomplexa, Conoidasida, Eucoccidiorida, Sarcocystidae. Gene Ontology annotation, molecular function: RNA binding; structural constituent of ribosome. The coding region runs from base 80 to 898 and encodes 272 amino acids. Gene Ontology annotation, cellular component: ribosome; mitochondrial small ribosomal subunit. The transcript has 3 exons.
AGUGUUUUAUGUACAUCCUCGUUUUCUUUUUAUUCAAGAAACCCAGGUAACAUGUGCUUGAAGGGCGGACUUGGGUAGAAUGGCCCUCGAACGUUGGUGCCGAGGGGUUCGGUGCAGCCUUCCAUCCUGGGCUGUAAUGUGUCUUGCGUAUUUUCUCUGCGGGCCUGCAGUCGGAACUGCCUUCAUAGUCCCUCAACGCAACCUGCAUAGCUUUACCAGGAAUUUCCGUGUCCUUCCCUUGGUUGGGAAGCGAUGGUUUGCAGGAGAUGCAGCUGUGCAACACUGUAAAGGCUGGUUUCAGCAAACGGGACUCUCCCCUCGGUCACUCCCAGGGAGUGUCGGCCAGGUGACGGCCUGGUCUGCGGUCACAGAAGGAUGUCCUUCUUUCGAAGAUGCAGUCCAUGAAACUUCGCUUCCUAGUGACUGGGUGGAGAGGAGUGAACCCACAGCUCUAGGGGCGGAUGCGACACUCUCAAGCAUUCCAUCCGAGCUACCUGAGCCUGGAACGCCGCGGAACAGCUUCUCAUGGGGCACCCGGAAAAGGUCUUAUGCAAGGGUUCGGCUUCCCCCUGGUUCUGGAAAGCUAACGAUCAACAACAGAGACGCAACCGACUAUCUUCAAGACAAUCCAUGGUGGAUUCAUAAUUGCAUCGCGCCACUCAUGGAACUGCAGCUGGAGAAUGAAUUUGAUAUCAUUGCGGAGGCCCACGGGGGAGGCCUGGGCGGGCAGUCUGGCGCAAUCAUGCUUGCUGUCGCUCGGGAGAUUGUGCGACAGCGACCGGAACUGCGACCCCCUCUUCGGCGAGCAGGUUUUCUGACCGUAGACGCAAGGAAGGUCGAGAGGAAGAAAUUUGGUCUUCGGAAGGCGAGAAAGAAGGAACAGUACAGCAAACGGUAGGGUGCGUAGGUCAUGACACUGCUCAACGUGUCCGGCAAACCCGUUUUUUCCUCUACCAUGCCAUUUGGUAGCUUUCUCCAUCGAGAAGAAGCUGAAGAAUGAACAGCUCGUUCGCGGCUCGAAACCGGCUCGUAAAGGUCUCUGCCGCCACAUUAGAAGGUUUUUGUGGUAAUCUUCGUAGCUUGUACAACUGUGCCACAGGGCUUGUUAUAGUAGUACUCGUCUUGAGUGAUGGAGCCGUUGCGUCCAGGUCGAUGUCCAGCCUGAACGGGCACCAGGUCCACCUGGAAAACGGAGGCGAUCAUUUGCAUCGGUUUAAUAGCAACGUUUGGGCUACUCCGGGUGACUCACGGGUUCUCCUCGAAGUUGCUGAUAAUUAAUGUUAUGGUGUAAACGCGUGUAUGUGAGGAUGCUGCUAAUGGACUGGCCUACCUGCAAUAGGCGUUUACGGGUGGCAAGAAUCCAGCCCUCCUCACCAGUAGGAUUGGACGGUGAACCUGUUUGGUAACCAGAUUUGAAUCAAUUUCUCGAG